Molecule: messenger RNA, 879 nt
Organism: Chaetomium strumarium
Lineage: Eukaryota; Fungi; Ascomycota; Sordariomycetes; Sordariales; Chaetomiaceae
Product: nucleoside-diphosphate-sugar epimerase family protein
Exons: 3
Coding region: 1-879 (292 amino acids)
Source: RefSeq, a predicted model, not a curated record
AUGGCUGUCCUGCUCACGGGCGGCGCGGGGGCCAAAACAGCGCGACGGAUCGCCAGCCUCUGCUCCGAUGCCGGCAUUCCGUAUCUUUUUGCCUCGCGCCGCGGGGGAUCUGACGCUGAUGCGGACGCCGACGGCCCCGCCGUCCGCUUUGACUGGACGGACCAAACGACAUAUGCUGCGCCCUUCGCCCAUGCCUUCCCCGGCGGCGAGGCCAUCCGCGCCGUCUACAUGGUCAUGCCGCGCGUGCCGGAGCCGGACAAGCCCAUCAACGCCUUCAUCGACUAUGCGGCCGACCGCGGGGUCAAGAGGUUUGUACUGAUGGCCGGCACCACGGCCAAGAUGGGCGCACCCGGCCCGGGCAAGGUGUGGGAGCAUAUGGUCCAGAAAGGGGUGGAAUGGGCUGUGUGCCGCCCGACCUGGUUCAUGGAGAACCUAUCUGACGGCUUCCACCUGAAAACCAUCCGCGAGGAGUCCAAAAUAUACAGCAGUGUCGGGGAUGCCAAGGUGCCCUUUGUCAGCGCCCUCGACAUCGGCGGCGUCGCCUUUGCUGCCCUGACGCAGCGCGAGCCGCCCAACACCGACUACCGGAUUGUCGGCCCUGAGUCAAUCACGCAUGAUGAGGCGGCUGCCACGCUCAGCAAGGUUCUGGCUCGUCCCAUUGCGCAUGUCAGUCUCUCACCCGAAGACAGACUGAAGCACAUGACCGAGCAGCUCAAGCUCCCCACCCACUACGCUGGCUUCGUGGUCUCGUUGGAGAAGCUUGCCGCCGAAGGCAAAGAGGAUUAUACGGACGACACGGUAGAGAGGAUGACGGGCAGGAAGCCCCUGAGCUUCAAGUCGUUUGCCGAAGAGAACAAGCAGCUAUGGCUGCCCGCGUAG